Plasmodium fragile is the source of this 2379-nucleotide messenger RNA. RefSeq lists its product as uncharacterized. Gene Ontology annotation, molecular function: protein binding. The transcript has a single exon. The coding region runs from base 1 to 2379 and encodes 792 amino acids. Lineage: Eukaryota; Apicomplexa; Aconoidasida; Haemosporida; Plasmodiidae. The record is from RefSeq and is a predicted model, not a curated record.
AUGAGAAAAGAGUUUAAGGAAUACAAUGAGAAGAACUUCCGGAACUUGCAAUUUAUUUACGAUUUUUUGGAUAAGAUUGGAAUGAAAAAUAGUUUGGAGGCUUUGAAGAAUGAAAGCAAAAUAAAUUACGUAAAGGAGUAUGACAAGUAUUUUCUGGAGAAAGGCAGCAACCAGGAGGCGGACGAGGAUAUGAACACGCAAGAUGAUGAGGUUGCGGACAAUUUAACCAACAGUCCAGGUGAUCACGGAAGUGACAGCCUCAAUGACAACCUCAGUGAUAAUUUAAGUGACAAUUUAAGCGACGACUUAGAACUGGAUCGCGACUUUUUUUUCCACACCAUUGAUAAAAUGAACAAUACAGUUUUGUGUAAAGCCAUAGACAGCUUCGAAAGCACAUUAAAAAGUAGUAGCAGCAGUAGAAAGAAUGCGAGGGAAAAGGAGAAAAAAAAAAAGCACAGUGCAGAAAAGGGAAACAGUUUCCAAAACAGGGAUAACUUUCCCGCUUAUAAAAGUAGUUUCACAGCACCUUCAGCUGAUAACCGCUUAGAGAAGAAAAAAGAGCAUAACGCUUAUACCCAGAAUAGCGUGCAAAAUGAAGGUACAAAUCUGGGUGAACAUAUAGGCAUUUCUGACAAAGUAAAAGACGAGUCAAAAAGCGACUUGGACAAGGAUAACAGAAAAGCUAAAGGUGGAUGCAUACUAAAAAAGGUGGCCGAAGAUAUGAAGGACAUAACUGCGGUAGCGAAAAACCAUUUGAAAUUUCCCCUAUCACUAAAUGGGAAGUUACGCGCGGGGGUAAGCAGCAAACCUGACUUAACCCUUAAUGAAAAACGGAACGAUGAACUGGAUGAAAAUGGGCCCAGAAAUGAGGCGAUGUUGGGCCAAGAAAAAAGGAGAAUUGAAAAUUUCCCGUACAGCUUUGAAAGCGUUGAGGGUGCAUAUUUGCCCGGCGAGAAGGGAAAAGGUUGCUACUGGAGUGACAAAAAGAGCAAGAGUCUCAAUGGGGAAAGAGCCAAAGGUGCACGGGGGAAAGACGCACCGGGGACAGCGGUAACGGACAGUCAUAACGCAAGGGAUGUGCACAACUGGGAUAGUUUCUUCACAUACGAACGGGAAAUAUGCAGAGAGUUAAAAGUAAAAUACUGCAGCGGCGCAAAAGGCAAAAGAGACCACAACUUCAACAGCAGCAGCAACAACGGGGAUGAAAACUACAUCGGAUCGACGUCCAACAUUUUAGUGGUAAAAUAUGUCGACAUUUAUAACCUGGAUAGGUGCCAAAAUAUGAGAUUCGAGAAUAUCAUUUUUUUCAAAAAUUUUUUCCCAAUCCUGUUGCUGGUAGGGUACGCAGAUGGCAACGUGAAGCUUUUUUUAAUACUCUACGAGAAAUGCGAUAAUGAAAAUAACGCGGAGGAAUGUAUUCACAUGUGCAAAGAGUUGGACCAUCUAUUUUUAAGCUCACCCAUAAUGUUUAUCGAUAUUAAUUACAAGGACAAUAUAUUUAUCGUGUCCACAAUGAAUGGAGAUAUAUUUAUAUGCAAAAUAAAUUUAAACCAUCUGUCCAUUUUAACGGAAAAUAUUGAAUUAAAUCACUCAAUUGAUGACAUAAAAAAUCAUGUAAAAACGGAGGAAAGAUAUGUUAGCAUUAUAAGAAAUUUAACUUAUCAUAAUAAGUACUCCAUCAAGUGUGUAUUUAAUCAGGAUUAUUCCCUUUUCUGUUCCAUAGCAAAUGAUAAGAAUUUAAUUAUUUACGAAAAAAUUACAAGUGAAGAUGAACUGUCCGUAAUUUAUGAAAAAAAAAAAAUCAUAGGAUUACCUGAAAUACCAACAAGUGUUGUGUGGGUCAAGGAAAAUCAAAACAAAGAAAUGAUAAUAACCAGCAUGCUAAGCAGCAAUCAUGUCCUUUGUAUAAACAGCAAGACGUACAACGUAGUGGAUAAAAUUUACUUAUUUGAUGAAGCAGACAAAUAUAAUAUGCUCAAUUUAGAGUAUAAUAAAAAUAAAAACAUUUUGGUGAUAUGCACAGACACGUCCAUCAUUUUUGUCUACUCCUUUGUUAGCAAAUCCAUUAUUAGAAAAAUUUACGGGUGUGUUUUAAAUUCUCUUUCCUUUCCAACAAUGGAGGUUGAUAUAAACGGAAAUAACAUUUACAUCACGUCAGACGAUAAAGCGAAUGGUACCCACAUUUUAAUUUUUGACAUAAAGAGCGGAAACAUUAUAGACGCUAUAAAUAAUGGGUAUAAAAUCAGAUGCUUUCAAUUGUUAAAAAGUUACAUUUGCCCAUUUUCCAGUGAAACCAAUUCGAAUAACAUUGAGGAAAAUAAAAAAUCCUUGCUUAUCUUGGGAUCCUUUGAUAAGAAAAUACAUUUUUACUCUAACUGA